Messenger RNA from Dendrobium catenatum, 1344 nucleotides. Its product is annotated as LOB domain-containing protein 12-like. The record is from RefSeq and is a predicted model, not a curated record. The transcript has 2 exons. Bases 229 to 1017 code for a protein of 262 amino acids. Lineage: Eukaryota; Viridiplantae; Streptophyta; Magnoliopsida; Asparagales; Orchidaceae.
UCGUCCCAGCGACGAGGGAGAGAUAGAGACGGAGAAAAAGAGGGCAAGAAAGGAAGAGUUAAUUGAUCCUCUUCUAAUUAGUCUUCAGAUUGGUAAGUAUCUUCUUCGAUCUCUUCGUUGAUGAUCUGUUUAUGCCAAUCCUUCUUGCAAUUUCUUUUUUCUCCUUCACUUUGAUGAUUUACAGUACAAUCCCUCCGUGCUCUUCUUCUGUUGAUCGAUAGAUGAUUGAUGAAUCUAUCUGAGAUGACAACAAUGACCCUCGCAUCGAUGGACGAUCAACAAUCGCCAAUCCUAUCUACCCCAUCUUCUGUCUUAUCAUCAUCAUCCUCAUCAAUGGCAGCGGAAUGGGGGUCUGUACAAAAUACCCCAUGCGCUGCAUGCAAAUAUCUACGCCGAAAAUGUCAUCCUGAUUGCAUCUUCGCACCCUAUUUCCUCCCGGAACAACAGCAGAUGUUUGCCCUAGUUCACCGCGUCUUCGGUGCCAGCAACGUGGCCAAGAUCUUGACUGAUCUACAUCCCAGAGAGCGGCAAGAUGCAGUAAUUUCACUUGUCUAUGAGUCCAAAAUGUAUUUCAUAGAUCCUGUCUACGGCUGCGUUAGAACAAUCUCUGGACUCCAGCAGCAACUGGAGCAGAUCCAGUUUGAGCUAUCCUACGCUUUUUCCGAGCUAUCCCGAUGGGAAUCGGCAAUGGCGGCUCUCGAAGAACGGAAGUUGAAGAUGGAAGAACAGCAGAAUGUGAUGAUGAUUAAUAACGGAUGUGAUGGGUCGGCGUUGGAGGGUGUAGUCAAGAGUCAGGUUUAUGAUUUCAGUAUGGUGGUGGAUAAAGAGACUUCUACAAGGGAGAAGGACGUAGGUGCAUUCCAAAGUCAAUAUGAUUUUGCUGAAGAUGAUGAGCUGAGAAGUCUUCUUGAGUGGCAAGUUGACCAGCAAGAAGAAAGGGUUUUGGAUAUAUAUUUGGCUGCAUCUCCGAAGCCACUUGCAGAAGAAAAAUGUUCUCCACGUAUGUUUAAUAAAUAGUGUUUUCUAUCUCCAUGCAAACAAGUAAGUCCUACUUAGAAAAAAAAAAUAAUAAUGUUGAAUUGGUACUAGUAGAAAAAUACUGCUAAUUUUUAGAAAGAUGCAGUUGCUACAUUUUUAUUUCUGGUGUUGGUAAAUUUCUUCUUCUUCUCCUCUUGUAAGAUAAAGUUUAUUGUCUAUGGCUUUUUAGAGAGUGUUUGGCCUCUUUAGCAUGAACGGAUUGAUGGCGUAUAGCCUGCACGUCAUUGUCGAAUCUUAUGAUUUUAUAAUUAACAAAGUAUAACAUUGUGCAGAUGCACUUAGGGGUGUCAAUUUUUGACACGCCCG